AUGCGGCAAACACUCAUCGCCUGCCUAAUUUUCAUCCUUGUGGCCACCGUGUGUGGUCAACGUGGCAAUGCUACUCGUGACAGGAUUUGCAAGCAGUUCAACAAGAAAAUUCAAAUCUUUCGUCCCCGCGGGUUAACGGUGUCACAGCGAGCUAGGGAAAACCUGCUUUCGUUUGAGAUAGCGGUGUACGUGAAUCAACAGCACAACGAACGUUUAGCGUGUGACAUUUGCGCAAAUGCUACGAUCAACUAUGGAAAAAGUAACCAAUUAGUGAUUGAUCAUUCUUCGAUCGUUGUUCUUCCGGGAGACAGAUUCCAGUACUCAGUCAUCGAGCGUUAUCGCUAUGGACCUCCACGGCUGUUUAGUUGUGAAUUUACGGUUUCAGAUCGUUUGAAAUUCGUACCUGCAGUUAAAUCCGAUACGAAAGCGCCUCUCCCGACGUUGGCAAGAAAUCAACCAGACGCAUUAGCAAACAAAAUGCUGUUGGAAGAAUUGAUCAACGACAUCAUUGAUGGUUGCAAGCGAUCAGAUAUUACAAAUUUUCUUGCCGUCACAACAGACGAGAAUGUUGAGAAUUCUUCCAAAAUGAUACCAUAUCUUCUCGAACGCCUUAAUACGCUAGUUCCGACACUGAACUGGGGCAAUAUGUUAAGCAACGCGUACCAUUCGAAAGGAAUGCUUGUGUUCGACGCCCAGAGUGCAUUAAUGAAGAAAAAAGUUCUACACUUAAUCCGCGGGACCGACGCCGCUAACAAGAUAGUCGAUUACGAUCGCUUAAAUCGCUCGUCGUAUGAUACAGAUGAUAGUUUUUAUGAUGAUUACUAG
This is a messenger RNA of Anopheles nili, 825 nucleotides long. RefSeq lists its product as uncharacterized. The transcript is spliced from 2 exons. NCBI's taxonomy places the organism in Eukaryota, Metazoa, Arthropoda, Insecta, Diptera, Culicidae. The record is from RefSeq and is a predicted model, not a curated record. Gene Ontology annotation, molecular function: carbohydrate binding. The coding region runs from base 1 to 825 and encodes 274 amino acids.